AUGUUGUAUCUUGUUUUCCUGAUUGCUGCUCUGCUGACUGGCUGUUCAGGUAUGUAAGAGAGUUUGAACUGUCUGAUAUAAGGUGUUUCGUUGCUCUGGUAGACAGGAUUGAAAAUGUUACCAAGGAAGUUUUUCUGGUAAAUCAGAAUCAUGAAGUACUGACUCUGCUGUAGUUAAUGUGACCGUUUUCAGACAACAUGUUGGCGUUUCAAAAACUGGACGGUACAGGAACCCAGACUUUGUUUGGGUUCUGAUCUACACACCUGUAUGUGUACUGAUCCAAAGCCCUGUGAGAUGUCCUGAGUUUGAUUGUUGGGUUUCUUCCCUCUCCGCACCAUGGAGGUUCUUCUUUUGGUUUUGAUGAUCCAGCUGGCCCAGUUUCAUAUAUGUUACACCUCACAGACUCCCUUUUGUUCUUGUUGAUAAAGGACAGCAGUCAGAAUUAGACAAGCUUUACAACCUUCCGUUUAUGAUGUGUACCUUGACCUAGAAAGGCGUAAUCAUGGUCAGAGUAAUGGUUGUUAAGUUUUUGUCUAUUCUCGUGUUUUAAGUCACUACUUUUGCCUUUGUUAAGCGAUACUUGUCAGAGGUUUGGGAGGUUUAGGGGUCAGUUCAAACAAAGGCCUAAAGGAUGCAAAGCAACUCAAGUUCUUUGAGGACUGUACUGAUCUAGUAGUGUAGGGUAAGAUCAUGCAAAAUAGUGGGGCUAAUGGACAGAGAUCCAAAUCCAGACCACAAGGUUCACAGGCCAAUCAGGAGCUAUCAGAAUCACCUGUGACUUCCCUCAGCUGGUACCAGUCAGCUGAAGCUGGGAUACUACAUGAGAAUGCCGACAGAUGCGAAAAGUUUGGAUGUUGCUCCUCAGGAGUUUAACAUCUUCAGUUGGCUGUCUUUGGUCUCAAACGGGUUCAGAUCCAUCUAUCCGGCUCAACUGUCAUUUCAAAGGUUCUGGUUCUGUGGUUCCCCAGGUCAUGUGUAAAGGAUACGAGAUACUAGAGGCUAACCUCAAACCAGGAAGUGUUAUUGUUACGACCAGCUUGAUAGGGGAGAAGGGAAGUAAUAUAAAACAACCAGAUGUUAAAUGGUCAAUUCGAGUUAUUUAUUAGCGCAGGUAAAACUGGCAAUAUCAACAAAAAGAGAGGCAGCAAAGGCCUUAAAGAAGGUACCAACAGAUUGCCGAAAACACAAAGAGACUCUAACCUAGAGUUAUUCAACAGCGACAGUGGUCUAGUAAAAACCUGUCCAGAGUGUGCCCCCUCCCCAUGUGCCAAGUAUUGAAUCCACCCCCUCUGACCCCAAAUGUGAUUCCUGGGUCAGACUAUGGAUCAGGUGUUUGAGAUGAGACCAAAUCUAAUACUUAUUUAAUUUCCCCGGGUUUUAGGUGACUCUUUGGACUAUGAUCCACCAGUAAAGGUCCAAGCAUUUGCUGGUGGGGAUGUUGUCCUACCCUGCAGUUUCAGCAUUACUGCCAAUGAUGACCUCCCAUCAGUGGAGUGGUCCAAGAAAGGCCUGCAGCCAGAUGUUGUCUUCCUCUACCGACAUGGAUGUGAGACCUAUGAGAUGAAAAACCCGGUCUUUGAAUUCAGGACGAGCCUCAUCACACGGGAGCUGAAAAACAGGAACUUCUCCCUCAGGAUCUCCAACCUGAAGCUGUCUGAUGCCGGGACGUACAGAUGCUCGAGGCUCUGGAGGAACGCCCCCUACGACAUUACAGAAGUUGAGCUCAUUGUGGGUAUGUCAAGUUCUGUUGGUUCUGAUCAGGAUCAGUUAGUUUGGGCCUAAUGCAGGACCAGCUCAAUCUGUUAAGGCCUAAAACCAAUUUAAAACGGACUUUAAAAGUUGGUCUCCCUGUCUCAUUUAUCGGAACAAUCAAAGCUCGCGUCUUUCAUCACUCUCGUUCUUGCAGAUGCGGUUUCAGAACCAAAACUGUCAUUCGGAUCAGCUGAGGGAGGAGGCGUGACUCUUCAGUGUGAGGCAAUCUGCUGGCUGCCUGAACCUGAGAUCACGUUUCUGGAUGAUGAGGGAAAUCACCUCACUGCUGAUGAACCAGAGAAGGUCCAAGAUGCCUGUGGGUGUUACACUGUGACAAGAAGAUUGUCUCUUCAGGGCACCACCAAAAGGUUGAGUUUUAAUGUGUUUCCCAACCUUAAACUCUUGGUUUUAGAGAGCAUGUUCAGGUGAGCUCAGUUUCCUUCAUUGGGUCUCCACAUCCCAAAACUCCCUCAAAAAAAGACAAAACUGCACAAACAUUAAAAGAAACACUACAACCAAGUGGUGUUUCCUCAUGAGAAAGAACAGGAAAGAUUGUUAACACUUGGAACUCUGCUGGAUCACCGGGGAUCCUAUGUGACACCAUUAAUAUUGUUCACAGUUUCUCAGGAACUAUACUGUGUAUCUCCAUGGGAUAAAAAGUGUUCAAAAGUUUACACUUUUGGCGAUCUAUCGAGGGUUUCCAGACAUUUCUACACCUGCCACAAGGUUUACAAUCCAGCCACAAAAACAGGUGUUCGAUCAGAGACGUUUGAUGGUAAAUCCGCAGUGAUAUACCGGUGAAAACAGGAUUAUUGAUCAGAUUGUUGUGACAUAAAAGGUCAAGAUCGCUAUAUACCGCUUAUGUCUUCUGGGUUUGACAAGCUUUUUCUGUCAAACCAAGACAAGAAAGUUCCCUGCUUGUCUGCACAAUCAGAAAUAAUGGUUCUCAAUGUUUGGAAACAAGCGAAGAAGAGAUUCUGAGCAGUAUGAUGUGGUCCUCUGUCUCAUCCCAGACAGGAACUGCUUCAAGGAGUGGCAGAAACAACUGUAAAUAGUCAAAAAAAGCCUGGGAGAAUGAGUGUAAAUAUGUCAAUAGUUGCUGUUGUGUGUUUGUUCCAAUCCCAAUAUUUCUUCUCCUGAUAGCCAAGACUUGAGAGGAUGAUGUUCAGGUGAGGAAAGGCUUGGUCACUGUGGAUUUGUGUGUUUUUGGAGCAAAGUACUGUUGGGAUCAAUUUCCGUUUUUGUUUUUUGGUUGACUUUGAUGUUUCUGAAUCUACUGUCACAUUUAUUUUACAUCAUUUUUGCUCCAUAAACUGACAGCUGAGGUUGUCCUGAAAAAAAAGAUGUGUAUAUAUUUGCUGUGCUUGAAAGGAUCGAGUUGCUACAUAGAUUUUUAUUAAAAAGAAAAAUAUAUAUAUCUCAAAAUACAGCAGGGAGUUCUAAGGUUAAAUCAUAUAUUUUAUCACAGGGUCACCUGCAGAGUUCACCAGCCAGAGAUCAACCAGACUAGAACUACAGAGACCUUGAUACCAGGUAUGCUGCACCCCCAACAACUCACCUGUACAGGUUGAAAUAAGUAACAAAAACUGAACAGUCACUUGUUAUGCAUCCAAUAAUUUGAACACAUAUGGUUGAGUGUGAACUCUUUGUGUCACAUGAAUUUUUCUGAGUGAUAAAAAGGGCCGGUGUAACAAGCUUGAGCCCCCACCUGUCCAGGUAACAUUCAUUGUUCCUCCUGUUUGGUGAAGAUUGACUGUUGUGUAUUCAUUUUUCAGCUGACUGCAUGAGGUCCUGUUCUCUAUCCACUGGCUUUGCUGUUGGAGGAACCCUUUCUCUCCUCUUGAAUCUGUGUGGAUUAGCUCUCUGUCUGAGGAAACGGUUUGGCCGAUCUGGUGAGUCACCAACAUUUAAACACUGAAAAGUCAGUGAGUGGGGCGGCACAGCCGAUUUGAAUUUGCAGUUCCUUGUGAGUUCCUCAAGAUGGCAGAAAAGUUCUCUCAGUGGCUUAAAUCUGCUCAGACGUAGGGCUCAAAUCAAACAUAGAAAACAACGUUCUGAACAUUUUUAGGGCUUUUAUUUUCUUAAUCCUUGGCUUCCUGCUCAUUAAAAAGGACCUCAAAAAAACUUAUUUGUCCAGAUCUUGAAAUGUAAAAGUUCCUCAGAAGAAGAUUCAUGUGAUAUCUGACUUCUUUCUUGUGUUGUAGGUGGAUACACAUUUCCAGUGAGGAGAAAGUCGUCAGCUCAAAGUUCAAGAAGUGCUGCCUACGAAAACCAGUCGCUCCUGCAGAGCGUCAUGGUCGACGGGGAUACCCACAUGGAAAACAGCCCCACUGGUGAGCUUUCCUUAAAGCUGCAUUCAACCAACCGCCAGCUUCAAACCCUCUCUGAUGCUCAGCUGAUUUCAUUAGAUGUUGCGCCGGUGCAGAGCCGUCCUUCAGAACCUGGCCUCCGACGAACCAACAGUAACCCUGAUGUUUUGAAGAUCCCGCUGCCGGCCAGUUCUUCCUCAACCAGCAGCCCAAAAAAGAGGGUCAGCUUUGACAGCCGGUUCGCCAACACGCCUUCUGCUCAGCGCGGUCCAAACCUUCCCAAUCUGAAGCGCCGACACUCCUCAGUGCUUCCAUAUUCGCUCAGUAACCAUUUCCACCUCCCAGCAGAAGUCCCAGAAGAAACACUGACUUCAAUUUGA
Xyrichtys novacula (pearly razorfish) is the source of this 4441-nucleotide messenger RNA. The record is from the annotation of a GenBank genome assembly. Lineage: Eukaryota; Metazoa; Chordata; Actinopteri; Labriformes; Labridae.